Magnolia sinica is the source of this 4633-nucleotide messenger RNA. Its product is annotated as mediator of RNA polymerase II transcription subunit 22a. Gene Ontology annotation, biological process: regulation of transcription by RNA polymerase II. Gene Ontology annotation, cellular component: mediator complex. Gene Ontology annotation, molecular function: transcription coregulator activity. The transcript is spliced from 6 exons. NCBI's taxonomy places the organism in Eukaryota, Viridiplantae, Streptophyta, Magnoliopsida, Magnoliales, Magnoliaceae. The record is from RefSeq and is a predicted model, not a curated record. Bases 325 to 780 code for a protein of 151 amino acids.
GUUAUUUACAGGUGAAUUUUCUCCCCCAAACACCACCUGUAAGUGACUUCCUGUAAGUCACUUCUCACUUACCCAACUUACAGGCAUCCAAACAGGCCCUUACUCAUUUUGAAAGAAAGCCUCUCUCGUCUGUGGAUUUCUCGUCGGCCACACGUUGAAGGGUUAGACUGUUUCAAGCUUGGAGAGUAUUGAAGGAAGGUCCGUCUUUGGUGGGGCCCAACUGGCCAUUGGUCCUGUUUGUACAUGUUGAGGAGCCAAGUAUACUGAGGAUCAUAUAACUCCUCUAUACUUAGUGGUCAUUGAAUUCAAAUAGGGUAGAAGAAGAUGAACAAAGGAGGAGGUGGAGGUGCUGGCAGUGGUCCCACUGCUGCGGCUGCCACAGCGGCAGCUCAGAAGCAGAAAACUCUGCUACAGCGAGUCGACACCGAUAUUAGCAACAUCGUUGACAAUUUCAGCCUUCUUGUUAAUGUUGCUAGGGUAAAUGAUCCACCUUUCAGGAACUCGCAAGAAGCAUUUCAGAUGGAGAUGCGUGCAGCCAGAGUGGUUCAGGCUGCCGAUUCGCUUCUCAAGUUAGUGUCCGAGCUGAAGCAAACAGCAAUUUUUUCAGGCUUUGCCUCCCUGAAUGAGCAUGUUGAGCAACGGAGGAUUGAGUUUAACCAGCAGGCAGAAAAAACCGACCGCCUAUUGGAAAAAGUAGGAGAACAGGCAGCUGCUAGCCUAAAAGAGCUUGAAUCUCAUUACUAUUCUUCUGUCAUGAGGACAAACCAACCCGAAACGUGAGGUCCACGUCCCACUCCUAUGGCCUUUCAUUCAUCUGUUCUCCAAUACCAUUUUAGCACAAGCUUAUUCAUGCUGAUUUCAUCUUCCAGAUGACGACCUGCAAACCUAUGAUGGUGUUUCCUUUUUUGGAAGAGAAUGCUACCUGCUAGUGUUCCACAUGUGCCAUUGCGGCAAACAUAUGAUAGCCAUGCAGUUCAUCAGGUAGGCCCUAGCUCAAAUGUCAGGCACACUCAUCGGGUGAUCCAGACAUGUAAGUUGAAUGUGGAUUGAUGGGUAUCCUUUUCUAAUAAUUCAUCUUUUGUUGAAAGUGUGGCCCACCUGUAGGGUGUGUCUGCCUGCCUUUUUGUUAGAUCACAUAUACUGUGGGCCCUGCCUUGUGAAUUAACUAGAUGCUGCACAACUGUGUGAUGUUGUCAUGAGCCUUGUGUUUGGUCUUUGUAGGUGGGCACUUCCAAGUAGCAUUCUUCUUUUGAUUUGUAUGGGAUUUAGAAAUCAUACUAUUUAGCCAGUUUCUACAGUUUAUCAUCUUAAUGGCCUAGCUGAAAUCCAACGUCUGAACAUGAUUUUAAGUAUUGUCCAAAACUAGGAUAUAUCGUCUUAUACGUACCAGUAUUGCCUAUGAACGAUACGGUUGUAUUGGCCAGAAACAGCCUGAUGCAGGGGCAUUACGGGGCCGUAUCAGUGAUGAAUGAUACAAUACCCGUUAAACCGAUUGAACACCAUUCUUCUGAAUCUCCUUCCCUGGGUGUAACCGUUGUGAACAGAGAACAUCUGUACAACAAAACUGCAGUAGUAUUCACCACUCACGUGCCAUACCCAUCCACGAAUACAUGCAUAUAGUCUUACAGAACUCCAAUUUAGUUCCCUUUGGAGGGUACAUUGCUGGUAACCUUGCUUUUAAUGCCUGCUUUGAUUUCUGCCAAACUCCAUGGACACUGGGGUCUCUUGUUCUUCAUGCGCAGUUUCCUUUAUAAUCAUCAUUGUUGCUGAUCAAAAUAAGCUUUACUGAGCACUCAGUCUUCCUUUACAAUCAUCCUUGUUGCUGAUCAAAAUAAACUUUACUGAGCACUCAGUCUACCAUUAGUAGUCUUUCAUUUUGAGAUGUCAUAUCUAAAGGAGUCAUUAUCUUAUUGGUUUCUUAUCCUAACUCAUCCAUAACAUGGGGGUAAAGACAAGGUGAUCAUGGUGAAACAUGUCAAACAACAGUUCCACAAUGUGCUUGUCUUGAACCCAGUUCUUAUCAUUCUUGUGAAUCCUUUUGACUAUUUGGCGUAGAUUGCUCCCAUAUGAUAGUUGCAUCUAUGGAAAUGGAAAAAGAGUUGUCUUAGUUGUACGUUGUAUUUUCACAUAGUUUACAGGAUUGAUCUACUUCACUAUUACUUCCAAAUAAUCUGCAAAAUUCCAUGAAUUGAACUGAACAUGGAAGAUACCUGUCUCGAGCUCGCUGUUAAUAUUACUUAAGGAGAUAAAUGGACUAAACUAGUGGCCUCUCCAUUAAUAGUAUAAAUAAUCACUUAUAGUCAGUCUGUGAAUUGCUAAUGGCUUGUGAGAUAGUAGGAAAAUCAUUGCUCUUCAUUUCAGUUGUGUAGCUUGUGAGCUUUUUUUAUUCUUUAUAUAUUAUUAUUAUUAUUAUUAUUAUUCUUUUUAUGUCAUCUAUGUAACAGUGUCGUACUUGGUCUGAAAUCUAGUAUGAACCCUACCUUCAAAGUUUCCGACUUUUGCAUCAGCCUGUAAAUUUAUGUUAGAAACGGUAACCCAUUGUUUGAUCUUUGUGGGACCUUAGUUCUACUUGGAAGAAAUCAAAUACCACAAAUUGCAAACAGAGUCACUAAGUGAUAAUAUGUCAAAUAACUUUAAUUUCUAUAUGGGGCUAUUGGAUUGAAUGCUGAGUUUGAGUUCUCAACAUUACUGCAUGGGCUUAACUUUUGUACACACAAUGGAAUAUUUAUGGUAGAAACACAUGCUGACUGGCUUCUGCUAUUAAGAUAGCUUAGCUAAGAAACUCGUCCACUUUCAUGUUCAUUUUUCUUGAUAGGAAUUUCAUGCAGAUGGGUGGGUUCACCUUGGCCAAAGCAAGCACCGACUGUGGCAAAGUCCAUAUCCCGUCACCGCAAAUCAAACCAGAUGCCACUGCAGGCGCAAAUGCGUCCGCCUUGGCCUGGUUUGUCUUCUGCCAUACGAACAAUAUCAAGCUUCCCACACACAUAUCGAUAGCAAAGUAUGGCCCGAUAUAGAAUGGAAUUGCCAUUGCCAUCGGGAGUGGAAUUAACCUCGCCAUCUUUGCCGCCGCUGCCGGGAUAGGGAUACAAGUUGCCACCUUUUUCCCAACGACAUCUCUCACUAAGUUGAUGAGAAUAGCGCCAGCAAAAAACACAUAGCAGAGAGUGAGGCAGUUCCUUGGCAGGGAUGAGAAACCCUCAACACCGAGUAUUGCUGUGUUACGGUAGAUGAUUGCAUAAGGGGCGGGGUAUUCUGAUCCAAGAGUGCCGAUGCCAUCAAAGGCUUUGUAAAAUAGCCAGAAGACACAAGGAGCAAUGACACAGCCCAUUGCGGUUCCGAUUACUUGGCUGACAAACAUGGACCGAGGUGAAGCUAGUGUUAAGUAGCCCGUCUUGAAGUCCCCCAUGAGAUCUGCAGCUGUCUGGACAAUACUUAACAUGACACCGCAUGCGGCAAGCCCUGCAAGCACCCCACCAUGAGAAGCUCCAGCCCAUGCACCGAUGGUGAAGAUGGCCAGCUUUCCAUAGGUGGAAGCAAGGGACCAGUCAGUGAGUCCGGCACCAUAGGCGUUACAGAAGGCUAGGACCGGGGCAAAGAUGUAAACAACUAAGACGUAGUACCACUUGAGUUGGGGAAAGAUGUGUGGUAAGGUGGCAAUUGAAAUGGCAGCAAUAGCGAUGUAGCACCCAACUGCUGCCCAUGUUGGGAUUUGGUCUUUUAGAAAGAGUUCAGUCCGGCGAUGAUCGUCGUAGGAUAGGGAUGGGUUGGUGGGAGAGAGUUGGUUGACCACGGGAAUUAUGUUAGUGUCUUUCUCAUGCAGUUUUUGAAGAAAGGAGGAGGUUGUUAUGCUCAUGACCUUGAAGAAGUUGUAGAGGCCAUCGCCUAGGAUCAUGGCAAUGGCGAUGAAGACCUGCAAAUAACAUAAUAAAGGGGGUUAAUAAUGAAAGAAGAGCUGUAAGUUAGUGAAAAUGUGCUCUGGCACUUGAUGCCAACAAGGACAUUUUUGCUUAUUUUUUAAUCCAAAUAUUCAUCACUUACGAUGACUUGUUGGAGCCCAAUCCACAUUCUUAGUAGAUGAGAAAUGGUGAAGAAAUGUAUAGUGCAAGACACAUGUAUCGUUAUAUAUGUGCUAUGCCCUCAUAUUCAACAUGGACCUAUGGACUAUGAUCCAAAUAGUCCAUUUAGUUGUUCCAAGACCAUUGAUAGGGCAUGGAGAAAAUUGCACUCUUUAGAUGAUGUACAUGGUCUAAUGACUUACUUUGCUUUUUCUUAUUGCAUAUGUACCAAGGUUACCUAGAUCAUGGGCUGCUACUGGACAUGAUGUGGGAUGGGAACCCAGUACACAACUUCCUUCAAUUCUUGGUACACUGUGGGGAGGAUCAUGUGGGUCAAUGCAAUACAUGUUCUAAGUGUAUGCCAUGUUGUUAAAUCAUCAUCGUCUCGUCAUCUAAAGCCUUGUCGCCAAUGGUGAAAAUUUCACUAAAAUAAAAAUCAAUUAAUUUUUUCAACAAUUUGUUAAAAUUUUCUAUUUUUCAAUAAAAAAUAGUUAAUCUUUCAGCGAUUUUAGUAAAAUGAUAGAAGUAACGGUAUUAAAUUAUUACAGUUUCUUAAUAAAAUUCAAUUACCCCUCAAA